Molecule: messenger RNA, 18965 nt
Organism: Notolabrus celidotus (New Zealand spotty)
Lineage: Eukaryota; Metazoa; Chordata; Actinopteri; Labriformes; Labridae
Gene: kmt2d
Product: lysine (K)-specific methyltransferase 2D
Biological process (GO): positive regulation of transcription by RNA polymerase II
Cellular component (GO): nucleus; MLL3/4 complex
Molecular function (GO): transcription coactivator activity; histone binding; histone H3K4 methyltransferase activity
Source: RefSeq, a predicted model, not a curated record
CCAUGAAUCCGAAAAUCUAAAGACCUAAUAACUGUAAUAGCCUAUUUCAUUCGUCCUCUCCCCGGAUUAAAAGUCGAGCUGGGUCAUUAUUGGGUCAACCUCGCAAAAUCGUGUCGUUUAAAUGUUUACACUCUCAAGUGGUCUCCUGUCAGAAACACAUUUAGCCUUUUAUUUUGCAUUAAUCAUUUUUGACGUAGUUGUUAUUAGCAGUGGCUAGCUGCUUGGCGAACAGCCGUGUACAGACCACAACGCAGUUCAACGAAGUGAGAUGCUAUUGACCCACACAAGGGUACCAAUGCAAAGUUGAGCUGCAAUUGUAGGUAAAAUAAACAUUUGCAGUCGACUUUUAGGUGAAAUGUCAAAUGUGUUUAAUGGCUUCAUAACAAAGUUCGGGGGUGUAAUUUUCGAGUAAUCUGUUACGUGCAAACUUGCAGCAGAUUUGUCGUCCUCCCGAGUUAGAUUCCAGAACAGAGCAGAAGCUAACAACUGUGAGGUUAUUAGCCGUUCAGCUAAACCCACAAGCAAAAGCAGGCAGACGAUAGAGGCAGUCAAUAGAUUCACUUCAUGAACCCAAGGAUCCCUUUUCGGGGCUUGUUGAAGACUUGUCUUGGAGCCUAGAAAUCCCCCGACAGCUUACGAUCACUUGACACAGCCUCAGUUUGGUGGUUCGCUUGCUAACCAUGGCAUUAUUAUCCAUCUUGUUUAAGAGCUAGCUAGCAGCCUUGCCUUCCGCCGACGUGCACUUCCCCCACUCUCCCUCCAGCCGGCGAGCCGCAGCGAUAGUCCGCUACAGAAAAUGAAGCGACCAGCAGCAUUUCGGGAGGCUGUGUGGCUAUUUGGAUUUUGCUGAUGUAUGAGGAGACGUUAGUGCUUUUUUGAGAUCUCUGUCAAGGAGGUCAAAAUCAGUGCGGGGUAUGGACGAGCAGAAAUCAAACUGCGAGGAGAAUGACUCUGAACCAACAGCUGAUGACAAUGCUCCUUCAAAGCAGCCUGUCUCCUCGGAAGAGGAGCCCAAAGCCCCUCCUGCUGCUGAGGACAUGUCAGGUGCUACGGCAGCCUCUGCUAGUCCACCUAUAGAAAACAUCCGAGCAUGUGUGCUUUGCAACUGUGUGGAGCGGAGCCUGCAUGGACAGAGGGAACUGAGGCAUUUUGGGCCAUUUUCUGAGCAGCAAACCCUCAAGCCAUCACCUUCCCCACUGCCACAGCCUGGGAACGAUGACCUGUCUUCCAUUGGAUUUUCCCACUCCCCCAGUUUGGCAGCACUUUUUGAUGACUCAGGGGGUUGUUGGGUUCAUCACUGGUGUGCGGCUUGGUCGGAGGGAGUAAAGCGGCUGGAGAAUGAGGAGCUGGAGAAUGUGGAUAAGGCCGUUAUCUCAGGGACACAGCGGCUCUGCGAAUACUGCAAAAGACUGGGUGCAACCAUUCGAUGCCAUGCUGAGGGCUGCUCACGGUUCUACCACUUCCCCUGCUCGGCAGCCAGUGGAUCCUUCCAAUCCAUGAAGCAGUUGGUCCUCCUCUGUCCAGAGCACAUAGAUAAGGCAGAGGAGUUGGCAGGUGAAGAGUCUUGGUGUUCAGUGUGUGAUUCUGCAGGAGAGCUCACAGACUUGCUGUUCUGUACGGGAUGUGGCCUACAUUAUCAUGCUGCCUGUCUGGAGAUUGGUGCCACGCCCAUCCAACGGGCAGGAUGGCAGUGCCCAGAGUGUAAAGUGUGCCAGACUUGCAGGCAACCAGGGGAAGACUCCAAAAUGUUGGUUUGCGAUGCCUGUGAUAAGGGCUAUCACACCUUCUGUCUCCAGCCGGCCAUGGAUUGUCUUCCCUCUGACCUAUGGAAAUGCAGAAGAUGUCGUGUAUGUACGGAGUGUGGUGCUCGUGGACUAGUGCUGCCAGGUUCGGCCCAGUGGUAUGACAAUUAUGCCGUGUGUGAGGGCUGCCAACGUCACCGCAGCACUAUGUGCGGCGUGUGCAGCAAAGCUGCCAACCCAUCUGUCACUCUGCAGUGCUGCAGCAUUUGCCACAGGUGGAUGCACAGUGAGUGUUCUUUACCAGGGGAACAUCCGGAAGCAAAGUGCAUUUGCCUGCUUUGCAAGGAGGAUCAGCAGCAGCAGCCUGUCACUCAACCUUAUAAUGCAGAGUUACAAACCAGAGAGGUGUCUGAAGAGACUGUUGGACAUGUGGACUUGGUGGAGAUGACAAUCCAAACAGAUGCAGACAUGGUGACAGAAGAGCACACAGACUCUACACAUACACAAGGAAAGAGAGGCAAAUCAGAGCUGGACCCAGGUGAAGAAACAACUGACGGAGAGUCACCCAUGGACUUGGGGUUGGAGUCUGCACUUGUUAAGACAUCAGCUGUUGGGGAAAAAAUCAUGCAAGAAGACCUGAAGGCAGCAUCUGAAGAACUGGCUUCUGAGGAGCUUGCUGCUUCUAGUGAGUCUAAAGAACCCGCAACAGCAGAACAGGGGGCCUCUUGUCUACCUGCUGAUGAGGAGAGAGCAGAAGAUGCAGUCAACCAUGUAUCCCAAGCAAAGUUGUAUUCCAGCGACCCUUUAGAAGAAGGGACAUUGCUGUCACAGCAGAGCCUGGAAAAUAUGGAGGUGGAGAAAGAGGAGGAAAAACAAGAGGCCACUCCCUCAGCAGAGCAGAAAGUAUUGCCUGAGUUGAUAAACAGUGGCUCUGAUGGCAUGUCUUCUGCAGAAACAUUAAGUAAGGAUCCACCAAAUUUACCAGUCCCUGUGGACAAAACCGAACAUUUGCCCAUGGCUAACCAGCUGGAAAGAAAUCCAUGCCACAGUCCCCAGUCCCCCUCUCCUCUUUCUUUAUCAUUGGAUACUCGGGAGGCCCUCUCUGCCGUGGACAUGGAAGGGAGGUCACUACCUCAGUCUGAAGAGGAUGAUGAGGAAGAGGAGGACGAUGACCUGUUAAAAGAUGGACAUAAUGAGGACAUAAAGCAAGAACUGCAGGAGCAUGAUGUCAAGCCAGAAUUGCUGCUAGAUGAGAUGUCCAACAUGAGCCAUGGAGAUGAGAGCAGUAGUGGUUUUUUGGGCUCUCCAGGGGAGCCUGAUCCUCAGCUCUCCAUGGACCUUGACCUUGUUCCUGCUGGCCGUUCUCACACGGAUAACCUGCUUACUGAGACUGAUGACUCACUGCCCUUUGAACCCCUCAGAAGUGACAGAGAAAAGGUGAAACGUAGAGGAUCCCCAGGACGCUCACGAGUUAAGCAGGGACGAAGCAAUAGUUUUCCUGGGAAGCGUAGACCUCGAGGUGGUGGUGGAGGUAGAGGACGUGGUGGAAGGUCACGCCUCAAAGCCAUGGCCUCCUGUAUAGAUGCAUUCUUGCUAAGCAUGACCGCCGCAGACACUGGACUUAGUAAAGAGGAAGAUGAGGAGGAAGAUGACACCAUGCAGAACACAGUGGUUCUUUUCUCAAACACUGAUAAGUUUGUCCUGCUACAGGAUAUGUGUGUUGUGUGUGGCAGUUUUGGAAAAGGUCCAGAGGGGCAGUUAUUGGCUUGUGCUCAGUGUGCCCAGUGUUACCAUCCUUACUGUGUGAAUAGCAAAAUCACAAAGACGAUGCUCCGGAAGGGCUGGCGCUGUUUGGAAUGUAUUGUAUGCGAGAUAUGCGGAAAGGCUUCAGACCCCUCUCGACUGCUGCUGUGUGAUGACUGUGAUGUCAGCUAUCACACCUACUGCUUGGACCCACCCCUGCACAAUGUUCCCAAGGGUGGUUGGAAGUGCAAAUGGUGUGUAUGCUGCGUGCAGUGUGGUUCCAACUCACCAGGGUUCCACUGUGAGUGGCAGAACAACUAUACCCACUGUGGCCCCUGUGCCAGCCUCGUCACUUGUCCUGUGUGCAGAGAGAACUUCAUGGAGGAGGAGCUGCUGCUGCAGUGUCAGUACUGCGAUAGAUGGGUCCAUGCUGUCUGUGAAAGUCUGUACACAGAGGAUGAGGUGGAACAAGCUUCUGAUGAGGGCUUUGCAUGCACAUUCUGCACCCCAUAUGUUCCAAAACCUGUGGUAGAGUCAGCCAUUAUGGCAUCCAUAAAGAUCAAAGAGCCAGAACCCCAGUUCUACCGCUUGGAGGGUGUGUGGCUGACAGAGUCGGGUAUGUCCCUGCUUCGGAGCAUCUCCAUGUCUCCCCUGCACAAGAGACGGCAGCGUCGUUCCCGUCUCGGCACUCUGUGUUGUGAAGGAGUUCAUGAUGGAAUGGAUCUGAGGGAGAUUGACGGAGACGGGGAGGACGGAAAAGGUCGGCCCCAUGAAUGUGAAACCAAGAUGGAGAACCCUGGCCCUUACAGGGAAGGUGGUGCUGAAAGGCAUGCAGGAGCAGAGGGGACUGAAGGGAUUGCUGACUGCGACGGCCUGAAAGGAGGAGCAGAAGAGAUGGAGGAUAAAAAGAGAAAGCGGAAACCUUACAGACCCGGCAUCGGAGGCUUCAUGGUGCGCCAAAGGAAGUGUCACACACGGAUGAAGAGAUUCUUUGCCCAGCUGGCUGGAGAGACUACUCUAGAUGGACAGCCAAUAGAGAGAACCAUUGAUGAAGGACCCCAUCCUGACAUUGAUAACAUAAUGGAUCCAAAACCAGUGGAAGGCGAGGAACAGGCCAAGAAACGGCGGGGCCGGAAAAAGAGCAAACUAGAGGACAUGUCAACUUACCUCCAGGAGGCCUUCUUUGGGAAGACUAUAGACUUGAGUAAGAAAGCUGUGAUGACACCCCAAGGGCAGAGGGCGGGCCCAUGCCUGAUCCGACCUUUCGUUACCAGCACUGUCAGGGGUCAGAACUACUGCCCAGAGACUGAGGCCAAGGAUCGUGUGAUGAAAAAUUUUCCUCUCAAGCAAGAGGCGGGUGAGGCCCUCCAGGCUCAGGAAGAAGGUGAAGGAGUUUCCGCACCAUCCUCAUCGCUGAAGGACCAGACAUCCACUGAUCCUCAGGACUCUGAUGCAGAAAAAAGUGAAGGUCUUCCACAAGGGGUGGAGAGUCAGGACUCAGAGCAGUUCUUCAGGAAGGUUUCUGGAGUGUCGGAUGGCUCCUCUUUGGGUGGAAUAAAGCCCAUUUUGGAGGGCAGUAAAGGGAGAACUCGUCGUGCUCUGCCACAGAGAGCUCUCCUCUCAGGGUCCCUGCCCUCAGCUGGAAUGAUGGAUGCUUUUCCUGGUCUUUCUCAGUCACCGUUCUUUGACAUGCGGGACAGAGGAGGACUGUUUAGUCCAGAUGGGGGUGAUGAGAGCCCCUGGGCCACUCCCUCAACCCCAGCAACCCCUUCCUCCCCACCAACCCCCACUGAGGUAGAGGGUGAUGGGCUGUCUUAUAACCAGCGCAGUCUCCAGCGCUGGGAGAAAGAUGAGGAGCUUGGGGAACUCUCAACCAUUUCCCCUGUGCUUUAUGCCAAUACCAACUUUCCAACCCUCAGACAGGACUACCCAGAUUGGGCUAGUCGCUGUAAGCAAAUCAUGAAGAUUUGGAGAAAGGCAGCUGCUGACAAGGUUCCAUAUCUGCAAAAGGCCAAAGACAACCGGGCAGCUCAGAGGAUCAAUAAGGCACAGAAGCAGGCGGAGAGUCAGGUUUGCAGGCCAAUCAAGAUCGAGCCUGGGCGUGUGAAAGGAGAACGGCCCAGCUUACAUCUUCAGAUCCCUCCACCAUCAGGCUCGACAUCAGUUUCCUCCCAGCCCAGCUCUGCAGAGAGCCCAUAUCCCUUCCCUCCAGAUUCAGGAUCAUCCUCUGUCUUUUUCUCAGAUGGACCUGUGAAGACCCCAGGGUCAGCUGAAAUCCGGACAGAUCCCUUGACCAAGCUGCCUCCUCAGUCACCCCGGUCUCAUUCCCACCCAACCACCCCCUUCUCCACUGCUGGGGCCAGCCCCUUGCAGGCCUCUUCCUCAGGUUAUCCCGCUUCCGGCCCACAGGGUCCUCCUCAGGGACGGCCAUCCAGUCUUGGCCCCUUCGACAUGCAACCAGGAACUCCUGGAACCCCCAGACGGGCUCAGCAGGUUGACCCCUAUUUCAGAUCACAGCUUCAGCAGCAACAAAGUCAUCUACCACAAUCACAGCAGGGCUUCUCAGGAGUCCCUAGGACCUCAGAAAGCCCUCAUUCAAGAGGUGCUGGGAUUGGGGAGUCGCCAAUCUUCUCCCCAUCCCACAAUACCCACUAUGGAGACCCGUUCAGAAACCAGCAAGGGAUGGUACGGCCAGAUUAUGGUUCAUCCCCAUCACCGUCUGCACUGGCUUCCUCACCUGCCGGCACAGGGCAGUACAGGACUGAUAUGAGUGCGCCUUCACCACGCGCCUCUUCAGUAGGAAGACCUGACAUAUCCACUGGCUCCCCUGCUGGAAUGCUGGAGUCUGGGGAUGGUUUAUUUAAGGCACCCAUGACACCUCGAAUGCACCAAGGGGAGGGAGGGGCACUUCACCCUGGAGCUUCCCCUAGCCACCCAUCUGAAGGCUACAGGCAGUCUCCCUCCCACCCUUUCUCUGAUGCACAUACUCAGCCAUCCCUAACUCCAAGGCCACAGUCAGGUGACAAUUGUUCUCUUGGGUCCCAAAGACACCCAGGAGGUCAACAAGAGAUGUGCCCCAGAGUGCCCUCCAGCCCUCAGUCCCAGGGCAGCUCUCAGUCUCCUCACACUCCUGGUGGCAUCUCUAAUGAUGGUUACUCUGUCCAGUCUCCUGCAACUCCUCGUUUCCAAUCCCCAGACCCUUGUUCUCAGCCACCUUCAAGGCCACAAUCUAGAGACCCUUUUGCUAAUGUCCACAAACCACCUCGUCCCUCUUCUGCUGCCCCAGAGGGAACUACAAGCUACAAAAGUUCACCUCAUCAUAACCAGCCACCUCCACCUCAUCCUAACAACUCGUCCCUCGGGGAUCCUCUCUCUGGUAAACCUUCAGCACCUCCUACUUUCAGCCGCAGCCCCAGCACAGGAGGCUUCCAAGUAACCCAACAACAGAGUCAGAUGUUACAGGGUCAGCUUCAGCAAUUACAGCAACAGACCCAGCAGACCAUGGGGGCAGACAAUUUCGGCUCCAGGGUGCCACCUCCCUCUGGAUCUCAAGAACUACAAGCUGUUCGCCCACCAGAGGUACCACCUCAGCCAGCUUUGCCGGGCACUCAAGAGAUGCCUGACAUUGCAGCUGUGCAGGACCCUGCAUUAGUCGGCCUCAGCCCUUCUGAGUUGGAGAAGCACAGACAGCGUCAGAGACUGAGGGAAUUCUUAAUCAGGCAACAAAUUCAAAGAAAUUCUAUCAGACAAGAGAAGGAAGCUGCUGCUGCUGCUGGCAGCGCAUCUCCCGGCUGGGCUGGAGGGGAGAUGGGAGCCUUUCAACAAGACAAGGCCCACAGAGCACCACCUCCCUACCCACAGGACCGUGCUGCUGCUGCUGCUGGAGCUCAGGCUUGUGCAGGAAAGAUUCCCAUGGCUGUUGGAGGUAUGGAAGACAAACUUAAUCGCCAACCACCGACUGGACCUCCUGUCAUCAUGGACCCCAGUGCACAAAGGCCACCUGGGCAAAUGAGACCUCAAGGCAUGUUUCCUCGUCCACCGUUCCAUCCACAGUGGCAGGGUCAGGCUCUAGGUCCAAGGAGGUUCCCCCAGCCUGGCAUGGAGGCUAUGGGCAUUAGGCACAAUCUAAACCCUGCUGUCAACAUCCAGGGUAUGGAAGGCAUGACUAACCCCAACAUGAUGCCAGGGCAUGGAGGGGAGACAAUGCAGCCAAUGGGUCAAGGACCUCCACCACAGUUCAUCGAAUUACGACACAACUCACAGAGGCUUCCACUACGACCACAAUUCAUGCCUCGUGGGCCACAGCCCAGACCACGUUUGUUUGUUCCACAGCAAGACAUGACGGCACCAUAUGCCCAGCAACAUCCCAUCGUGCAAACUGGUGGCAUUCAAGCAGAAGGGGGCAGCAACUCACAACUUGGGUUACAGCAAGGUGGACUGUCAAGUAUGCUGCCUCAGCAGUCUACAGGGCCAGUAUCGCAACAGCCCCACCUGCAUCCCCAGACAGCUGCUCCCACUCCGAACAUUCCUGGUACUGAGCGGCAUCAGCUUCCACAGCCCCGCUUAGUCCCAGCGCAGCAGCCUGCCACAGAAGAGAACAGUGAAGAACUGCCAGAGCCAGACCUUGAGGGGCUUGGGGAUGCCCCAGGAGACGGUGGUGUAGAGGAUGAGGAUGAUUUAGCUUUAGAUUUGGACCCUGACAAAGGAGAUGAUGAAUUGGGCAACCUCGACAACCUUGAGACCAAUGAUCCACAUCUGGAUGAUUUGCUUAACAGUGAUGAGUUUGCUCUUGCUUACACUGACCCUGAACUGGACCAAGGAGACCCCAAAGAUGUCUUUCGGAAUCAGCUGCGGUUGGUGGAGGCAGAGAGUGCACCUUCAUCCUCCUCCGGAUCUGUUCCUGUUAAACUGGAAGGCAAAAUCAAGAUAGAGCCAGGGCUGAAGUGUCUCUCAGCCCCUGCCACUGCAGGGGGGGCUGGAACCCAAACAUCAUCGUCUGCAGAAAUGACUGAUCCCUCCAAAGCCAAAGUAGAUGACAGAGCUCAGCUGCAGCCAGGACAGGCUGUGGUGAAAGAUGAAUUUGGGGAAGCCAGGUCCGUGGUUAUUAGAGAGAACACACCAUCAGCCAAGACCGCUCAGGCAGAAAACCAGCCUGCUUCUCUCAGUUCGGUUCGAUUAGGGGGGCUACAGUACCCCCUGCCAGGACCUGAUGCAUUGCCUUUUCCAUCAGCUGCUCCACAUGCAGAUAUUGGCGAUGAUCCGCUGGGACUGCCUGAUGUAGGGGGACAACACUCCCCUGCUGUAGAUUUGGCAAAGGUAGAGAGCUCUUUAGAUGGUGAACUUCCUCUGCUGAUACAAGAUCUGUUGGAGCAUGAGAAAAGGAACAACAGAAAACAGCAACAACAGCAACAGCUCAGUUCUCUCCAUCAAGGAGGCAUGGCGCCCCAUUUUCCUGUCCUUUCAAAUCAACAGCCUAACCCACAAGCACCUGGGCAGAUAAUGCUGCCACAGCACCAUCGUCCACCUCACCAAGGAAUGAUGGCUCAGCCAGGAAUAGUACCUCGUGCUCCCCACAUGAUGCAGCAGCAGCAGCAGCAGCAACAACAAAGGCUUAUGGGAAGUGGAAUGGCACCUCCUCCACAUAUGGCGAUGACUCAGCAGCAAGCAAUGAUUAGGAUGGGGCAGCCAGGGAUUCAUCCAGGUAUCAGUCAUCAACAGCAGCCGCAGCAAAUAGUUAAACAGUCACCACUGGCCAACAAUUUCUUCCCAGAUAAAGAUUUAGACAAAUUUGCCACUGAUGACCUCAUGGAUCCAAUUGCCAAAGCAAAGAUGGUAGCACUCAAGGGUAUCAAAAGGGUGUUGGCACAGGAUCCAAUGGCCGUUCCUUCUGGCAUUAAUAGGCAACAGGUUUCUCUGCUUGCUCAGAGGCUGGCCUCUGCCCCGGGAACAGAUCCAGCUCAACCUGGAUCUGGACCACCAAAGGAGGGAGAAACAAGUGAUCCAACCCAGUCAAGACCCAACCCUCCCCAGUUUGUGCAAGGAAUUAUCAAUGAUGCAGAACAGCACCAAUAUGAAGAGUGGCUUCUUCACACUCAGCAGUUACUCCAGAUGCAGUUGAAAUUUUUGGAGGAGCAGAUUGGGGUUCAUCGCAAAUCACGUAAAGCCCUGUGUGCUAAGCAACGUACUGCAAAGAAGGCUGGCAGGGAGUUUGCUGAGGCCGAUGCAGAGAAACUAAAGUUGGUUACAGAGGAGCAGAGCAAGAUUCAGAAACAGCUUGACCAGGUACGCAAGCAACAGAAGGAGCACACCAAUCUUAUUGCAGAGUACAGGAGCAAGCAACAGCAGCAUCAGCAAGGCUCAGGUCUUCUUCCCCCAGCUCAUCCUGCACAGGUGGGGCCCCCUCAUAUGUUUCCCAAGAUGCCUGGUCAGAUGGUCAUGGGCCAACAGGGAACACCUCUAAUGGGUCAACACCCUGGCAUGAUGCCCCACAGUGGAAUGCCUGUGAGAAUGCCACAAGCACAACCUUUUAUGGGUGGAUCCCAGCCACAGCAUCCUGCAGCCCUUGGAGCCAGUGUUGUAAGGCCCCCAGGUCCACCUGGUGCCCCAGCAGGAUUUUUCCCACAGGGGCCUGGAAUGCAAGGUGCAGAUCCAAGGCUACUUCAUGAGAGACAGCUUCAGCACAGGAUGCAGAUGGCAAAACUCCAACAACAACAACAACAACAACAGCAGCAGCAGGUGAUGAUGGGUCAGCAACCGCUGCCACAUCCAAAUCAGCAGCCUGGCUUAAUCACUCAGCCUCAGCCUGGUAUGGUUCAGAAUCCACUUAUGGCCCAACAACAAGCAAACCCACAACAAGUAAUGCUGACUAGCCAGGCAAAUCAGCAAAGCAUGGGGCAGGUUCCACAAGGAAUGGUUGGAGGUCAGGCUGGAGCUCCACUUCCACAGACUCUUUCAGGGGGACAGCCUAUAAACCAUGCUCAAGGCAUGAUAGCAGCUCAACCAGGUGUUAUGGGGAACCAUCCGGGUGUACCACAGCAACAGAGGCCUCAGAUGAUGAUGGGACAGCAGGGAAUGGUUGGACCUCCAGGUCAUCCUGGCCUCAGGGGUCCUCAGGCUCAAUUGACUCCACAACAACAGAACAUUCUGGCCCAACGCAUGCUUGCAUCUCAACAACAGCAACAACAGCAGCAAAAUGUUGCAAAGAAUUUGGCACACCUGCAGCAGCAGCAGCUGCAGAUGGCACAGCAAAGACAACCAACGCAGUUGAUAAGCCAGUCAAGUCAAGAGCAAGGAGGGCACUCCCAACCCUCCACCCCACAGAUGGGCUCCUCACCUUCAGCUGGCAGUAUGACACCACACAGGGAGCCAUCGGGAGCUACUGACGGCCUAAACUCAGGCUCUAAAGAGGGUGGGAUCCUCAGCCCUAAUUCAAGAACACCACCACAGCAGACCGGACCCUCCACUCCUAAUCAAAUUUCUACAAAUGAUCACCAAAGUGAUGUGAGCAGACAGCAGUUACAACAACAGCAACAGCAGCAUCAGCAGCUAAACCAGGUUAAUAUGGCCCAGCAGCAACCGUCAAAUCCUCAGUCUGUACCUGAGCAACAAACUGGUGUGCACCAGCAGCAGCAAGUUCAGCUCACUCUUCAGAGGCAAGGUUCAAUGAGUGUGGACAAACCUGCUUUGAUAACAAUUAAAGAGGAAGGGAAACCAGUUGAUUUCUUGGCUCUGCAGCAACAACAGCAAAUGGUUCACAAUACUAUGCAGCAGUCACAGGAUCCUAUAAUGCAGCAGCAGAUCCAAGGCCAGAACCACCCUGGUCAGCCUCAGCCUGUUGUUAUGGGUCAUAGUCAACAACAGCAAGCUCUCAUGGCCCAGCAACAGAAACAACAGGCAAUGAUGGGCAUGAUGAGAGCCCAGCAGCAAGGCAUGAUGGUUCAGAGGCCUGGGCUUCCACCUGGACAGAUCCGCACCCCUAUCAACAUCCAAGCCAUUAUUGCCCAAAAUCCCCAGCUCCGCAAUCUCCCCCCUAACCAGCAGAUCCAGCACAUCCAGGCCAUGAUUGCCCAGCGGCAGCUCCAACAGGGACAGAUGCUUCGGAUGUCAAUGGGUCAAAGCCAGCAAAAUCAAUUACGACCUCACAUGCCACCAGGACAGGUGCCACAGGUUGGGCAUCAGAUGCCAGGGAUGGAAGGCCAACAGAUGCCAUAUGGAGCCAUGGUGAAGCCAGGGGCAGUGGUCUCUCAGCAACAGCCAGGCAUGAUGGGCCAGCAACUCGGUGUUGCUCCUCAGAUACAGCAGGGGAUGAUGCUACCUGGGCAACAGCAGCCACAAGCAGGGGAAAUGAUGCAACAUAUGAUGAGGGGCCAGGUACCAGUUCCACCUCCCCAUGUGGACCAGGGACGUAUGAUAAGGCCAACAUCCCCUCGUCAGCCAUUGCCCAACUCUCCAGGGGAUCCACAAAGGCAUGGUUUUAAUCAAACUAUGGGGAUACGUCCACCCACCCCCAAUCAGAACCCACAAGCACUAAUGGCUGCUGCUGGUCGCAUGCAGGGCUCUCCAUCUCAUGCAUACUCUCCAAGAGGUCCCUUUGGCAUGAGCCCAGCCCACCCUGCCUCACCCCAUUCAUCCCAUGUCUCCUCACCCAUAGCUGGUAGGGGUAGUCCAUACAGCCACGUCAAGGCAUCUCCACUCAGGUCACCUGGAGCCAAGAGUCCACUUGACUGUCCAGGACUGAAGCUAGAAGCUCAGACAUCUGGCAUUGAAACAUACCAGACAGCCUCAGGUAUCCCAAAUGGUCCACAGAAAGGCAUGGAUGUUCACCAUCAACCACAGCAUGUCAGAAGUGUUUCAGAGACAGUCUCUCAAGGAGGGGAGCUGUGCAAAAUGACCCUACAGAACAUUAAACAGGAGCCAAGAGAGGUUCAGUGCGACGGUGUGGCUGAGGCUCAUCCUGGGGCUAUAAAGCGAGAAGCAGUGGGUGACACAGUUGCUUCUGGGAACAACACUGGCUUUAUUAAUGCUGGAAACAUAGCAGGAGACUCUGAAAGUCAAGGCCCAAGAUCUGAGACUGGACAGCAACUCCUGCAGAAACUCCUACGGACAAAGAACCUUCAGCUUAGUGCUCAGAGGCCCUCUGAGGGCAUCCACAAUGAGAUCAACGGCCACAUCAACAGCAAGUUAGCAAUGUUGGAGCAGAAACUUCAGGGAACUCCAAGAAACAUGGAGGAUUUACAGUCUAUAACUAAAAGGCCCCCUGCCCAAAAGCCAAGGCGCACUAAUAAGGCAUCUGGAGACCGAGGGAGCAAUGCACGCAAGAAGAAUAAAAAGGAAGAAGUUGGAAAAAGUGCAGAAGCCUUGAUUAAGCAACUUAAACAGGGUCUCUCUCUGCUGCCUCUGAUGGAGCCUUCAAUUACUGCCAGUCUGGAUCUGUUCGCUCCUUUUGGAAGCAGCCCAGCUAACGGCAAAGCCCAGCUGAAAGGAUGUUUUGGAAAUGCAAUGCUGGAUAAUAUCCCAGACUACUACUCUCAGUUACUCACUAAGAGUAAUCUCAGCAACCCACCAACACCCCCAUCCUCGCUGCCACCUACCCCCCCACCUUCAGUACAACACAAGCUGCUGAAUGGAGUGACACCUGGGGAGGAAUUGUCUGAGGGUCCGAAAGACACAGUGCCGGCAGAAGAACCAAUGGAAGAGGUGAAGAGUGUAGACAUUCUAGCAGCGCUCCCCACCCCUCCACAUAACCAGAAUGAGGACAUCAGGAUGGAGAGCGAUGACGAGGAUGCCCCAGAAAGCAUCAUCCCGGCAUCCUCCCCUGAGAGUAACGUAGGAGAUGCAACGCCACGUUUCCCCAACCUACGGGAGCCUAAAGAGGAGGAGACAGAGAGAGCAAUAUCCCCCAUCAUCCCACUCAUACCUCGCACUGCCAUCCCAGCAUUCCCAGAAAACAAACCACUUGAAGGUGUAGACAGCAAAGUGGUUUCUACAUCCAACCACUGGGAGAAGGCCAAAAGCAACGAGGUGUCUGUGACAUUCAUGUUGUCCUCUGCUGCAGCCAAGAAACUGAACCAUGUGAUGAUGACCAUGGCCCAGCUGCUUAACAUCAGGAUGCCAGGUUCUUAUGAAGUGACUUUCCCUCCACAAAACUCUGACAUGUCUGGAGUGGAUGGGACUGGGAAAGGACCUGGACAGUCAGGAGUGCUGUGUACAAAGGACAGUCCUUCACCCAGCCAGGAUGAGUGGCUAAGACAGUUUGACGUGUCUCUCCCAGGCUGUACGCUAAAGAAACAAGUGGACAUUCUGGCACUCAUAAAACAGGAAUUCCCAGUAAAAGAGGACAAACCAGCCCAGCACUGUUACACAACCAAUGUUAGUGACCUGGAUGUGCGGCAUCUACCUGCUAUACCAGUGGAGGAAUCUCCACCUCCAUCACCACUCCCUCCCAAUCCUCCCCCAUCCGACCCAGUUCCAACUACCGAACCUGAACCUUCAAAAAGUCCAGCUUCUCCAUCCCCGGCUAUUUCUAGUCCCACCACUGUCCAGAUAAAGAUUGAGCCUGAACAGAUUGAUGAUCCUCCUACUGAUGCUGCUCCAACUGCUGAUGUCCCUGCUGAUGUCCCUGCUGAUGUCCCUGCUGAUGUUCCUGCUGAUGUCCCAAUUGAGUCUGAUGCUGCUGCUCCACAGUCAGUCACAGAACCAACAACGACCCAUGAAAGUUCAGAUCAAACUGCCUCUACUGAGGAUCAUCAGGAGGUUGUCACAAAGGAGGAGGAAUCAGCCACUGAUCUUGCUCCACCUCCUGAAGAUCCUCACAGCGACAUGGUGUCUUCUCCCAAAGCCAUCAAGCAGCGCAGACCUCUGUCCCCCGAUGAGGAGGUGGUUCAUCCCAAAGUGAAAAAAUGGAAGGGGAUUCGCUGGAAACGUCUUCAGAUUGUCAUCUCAAUAGAAAGGAGGUGUUCUAAGAAAGAGAGCAGCCGCGAGGUGUCUGAGCUGAUGGAACGCCUGCAUACUCUUCGACCAGAUAAGCUGCCUCGGGACAAACGUAAAUGCUGCUUCUGCCACGAGGAAGGUGAUGGAAGCCACAGAUGGCCCGGCAGACUGCUCAACAUUGAUGUGGACUUGUGGGUGCACCUAUGUGCUCUGUGGUCUACAGAAGUAUAUGAAACGCAGGGCGGGGCCUUACAACGUGGAGGGGUAGCCCUUCGUCGUGGAUUGCGGACGGCUUUGCGCAUACUGCAGAAAACGGGUGCCACCAACAGCUGCAACAGACUGCGCUGCCCGAAUGUCUACCACUUUGCAUGUGCCAUCAGAGCACGCUGCAUGUUCUUCAAAGACAAGACCAUGUUGUGCACUCAGCACAAGCUGAAGGGCCCCAGUGAAGACGAACUCAUUACAUUUGCUGUUUUUACGCCGCGGUCAAUUGAGCGUGAUGAGGUGAAGCAGAUUGCCAGCAUACUACAGCGAGGCGACCGGAUCCACCUGUUCCGAGUUGGAGGUCUUAUCUUUCACUCUGUCGGUCAGUUGCUUCCCUCCCAAAUGGCCAACUUCCACUCCCCCACUGCCAUUUUCCCUGUUGGUUACGAGGCAACACGCAUCUAUUGGAGCACACGUGUGCCCAACAAGCGUUGCCGCUAUCGCUGCCGCAUCAGCGAGGAUGAAAGUCGACCCCUGUUUGAGGUGCGAGUUUUGGAGCAAGGAAUGGAGGAUCUGCACUAUCGUGACGGCAAUCCAGAGGGAAUCUGGGAGCGGGUGGUUCAGCAGGUGGCUAAACUCCGAGAUGAAUCAUCCCUGUUGAAGCUGUUCACUGAACAUGUUAAGGGGGAGGAGAUGUAUGGCCUCACAAUUCAUGCUGUCAUGCGCAUCACGAAAAGUUUGCCUGGAGUGGAGAGCUGCCAGAACUACCAGUUCAGAUAUGGUCGCCACCCUCUGAUGGAGCUCCCCCUCAUGAUCAAUCCAACAGGCUCUGCUCGUUCUGAGCCCAAAGUUGCAACACAGUGCAAGAGGCCUCACAUAAAUAGCACCAGUGUGUCAAAGGCCUACCAGAGUACCUUCACUGGAGAGCUCAACACACCAUACAGCAAGCAGUUCGUCCACUCCAAGUCGUCCCAGUAUCGUCGCCUAAAGACAGAGUGGAAGAAUAACGUGUAUCUGGCACGAUCACGAAUUCAGGGCCUGGGUCUGUACGCUGCUAAGGAUCUGGAGAAGCACACCAUGGUCAUUGAGUACAUCGGAACAGUCAUCCGCAAUGAGGUGGCCAAUCGCAGAGAGAAGAUCUAUGAGUCACAGGUCGGUGGCAUCUACAUGUUCCGCAUCAACAAUGACCAGGUGAUCGAUGCCACUCUGACAGGUGGCCCUGCCUCGUUUAUUCUUCUCCUAUCCAGCUACGUCAACCAUUCCUGUGCCCCCAACUGUGUUGCGGAGGUGGUAACAUUUGACAAAGAAGAUAAGAUCAUCAUCAUUUCCAGCCGCAGGAUCCCGAAGGGAGAAGAGCUGACCUACGACUACCAGUUUGAUUUCGAGGAUGAUCAGAACAAGAUACCUUGCCAUUGCGGAGCGUGGAAUUGCCGAAAGUGGAUGAACUAAACUGAAGAAAAGGAAGAAGCGUGAAAAAUUCCCCUCUCACUGGUGCCAGAACACUCUCGCGCCAAAGCCUUUGAAUCCUACAUAGCCAGUGCAUAAGCUGAUCUGAAAAGACGAGGAGGAAGGCUGGCCUCCAUCAUCGAAAAAAAACAGACUCAAAGUGUUGACCACCUGUAGCCAAAGGUUUGAAGAGCAUUAAUAAUAAAAGCAAGCAACCGUCUCCGUCAACAACAACUUGACGGUGGCACUAACUCAUGUUUGGACUCACCCUCUCCUCAGCCAAACCCCAACCCCCCCUCCACCCCCCUCUCGACUGUUCUCCAUAAACUACAGCGGCUGGAAAACAAUCCUCAACAUCUACCAAAUGAUUCUGACCCUCUGAUUUCAAUACUCGACAAAAAGCCAUUUUUAAAAAUACUACGAGUGAACUAAUGAUGCAUUUUUUUAUGUUUAAGUCGGACCUAUAUCCGUGUCCCACCUGACCACAAACCCUCCCCCUCAACCUCCCGGAAAAGGCACUUUCCCAUCACGUCAUCAAUGAAGACACUCGGAUUUUGGCUAGCUAGACAAUCUCGAUGUGGCUCUGUGUAGAACCACAUGUGUCGAUGGAAUGUAAAAAAAAAAAAAAAAAAAAAAAAGAUGUAAGUAAUAUAAAAACUGAAAUGCUAUUGAUCUGUGGCUCCAGAGGCACCAGAAUGUUUGGCUAUGUGGUCCCAUGGCGGGUUAUUGGACCCAGUCUACCUCAUUGUAUUAGCGGAAGUGACUGCUUUGUAUAAAAACUGUUAACUGCUACUGUGGACGGGAGGGGGGGAGAGGGGGGGGUGUUUUUAUUGGCUUAGCCUUCUCGGACAAGCAGGGAAUCUUAAGCAGCGGUUGCUCUAUCUACUCUAUGCUGAUGAUGUUUACAAUAAUGAGCCAACAUAAUUAUUAUUCUUCAUGAAUUGUUUAUACAGAGGAAAUAUAUGACAGUUUUGGAUAAGAUAUUGCAUUAAAAUGCACAUCAGAAGCUUAUAGCGGGUGUCCUGUAUGCCACCAAAUCAUCCUGGAUAUUAAUGUAGCUUUUUUUUGUUCUUUUUAUUUUAUGCUCAGAACCAUGUUGGCUGUGUGAAAGCACAAGAACAUCCACCUUUUUCAGUUGGUGAAAAACAAUAAUGAUGUGAGUGAAUGGCUCAAGCAUCACAGGACAACGUGGUCUUUGAAGAAGACCACGUUGUCCAAAAUCAAACAAAGUACACAUUUUUUGCUUAUCGCUUCAUACAUUGAAGUUCCACUUGUUGAAAAUCAGCAGGUGGAUGCAUGACUACUGUCCCAUGAAAUGCUUUUUACACCCCCCUCCCAACAACUCAAAUCUUUCACAACUCAACCUUGAACUUUCUAAAUCAUGCCUCUUCCUCUCUGUAUUAUUUAGUGGACUGUUGUUAAACUUUACUGUAGUAAGUCUUCCUCUGCCUGAGUACAGCCUGCAGUGUUUCUACUUCCCCCUGUAGUGUGCUUCUUUUCUAGUGCUGGUAUCGUCUCUUCCAGGCUGGACUGAUGGCAGGGAAAGACUUAUUGGAAAAAAGGGCAUUUGUUUCAUUUCUAUGUAAGAUGAAUGAAAAAAAAAAAGUCUUUAAAGGGAGCUUUACUAAGAAACUCCACCUUCCCAUACUACUUAGUUGUUUCCUCCUUCCCCUAACCUAAGACCUCACAUGAUUUAAAAAUGCAAAGGUUGUACAAACUGUAUAUAAGUUAUGCAUUAGGGGGACAGCAACUCUUUAUUCAGCCCCUUUGUAAUCAACAAAGUAAAAGUGUAGAGAGAUGAAAUAGAAAAAAUCAACCACUGGAUAUCAUUUUAACAAAGAUAAAGCUGUAUAUAAAUAUAAAUAUAUGUAAAAUGGCAAACUAAUAUCUUUAUGUAUAUGAACCAGAGUGUUUUGCAUUUACCUGUUUUUCUAUUAGUGUUUUUGCUAUAAGCUCUCAGAGACAAGUUUGUUAAAAUAGCUAUGAGAAAAAUGUCUGGUCUUCUCCAAUCAAGUGCGACGAGAGGCCGAUGUGAUAAAACUUUGGAUUCAUGUGGAGGGUCGUUGAUUAUUAGACAUGGAAUCACUUCUUGAGUACAGCAGUACAAUGGUGCAUAGCAUUUGUAUUUAUGUAAUAUUGUUUGUGUUUAUUUUCUCUUUUUAUUUAUGCUACUGCUUGUUGAUUACCAAAACCUGUCCCUUAAUUGGUCACGAUUGGAUUGAUAUACUCUUGAAUGGAAAAUCUUGAACUCCCUAGACUAUUGUUAGUGUUUUGCUUUUUUAUAUCUUCCCUAUAGAAGUGAAUGUGUUGGUAAACCUUGUGAAAUGGUUACUUGGCCUAAUGUAUGUUAUGAUGUAAUACUCAAAGUUAACCCCAUACUUAACCUGGUAAUGAAUUGCACUCUCAUAGUAUAAUGGAGAUCUUCUCUAAAGUGGUAGAUAUUGAUCAAGUAUCCGAAGCAGUGAUAUAAAUAUAUAUAUAUUUUUUGGUAUGUUUCUAUUUCAAGGGAAGACCAUGAGGAGACAUUAUGCCGCUCACUGGAUAUUAGCCUGAAUAAUUUUUAACUUCUCUGAAUCUUAAUUUAAGUUCUCUGCAUAUCUUAUAAUUUAAUAAAGUUUGCUCAAAAUUGAAGGUUUUUUUUAACCUCACCUACUUUUUAAAAAGAUGUUGCAUCUGUACAGCAGAGAUACUUUUAGGGAAUAUGAAUAAUAAAUAUAAUGAUCAUUUUUAUUGUAUGUGGCAUGUUUUGUAUGGAUAUUAUUUUGAAUUGUACAUAUUUUUUUCAGGACGCAAGAGGUUGCAUCUCUUUAUAUACAGCUUUCCCACUCCCCCUCCCUUUCAUCUUAUUUCUUUGUCUGCUUUUGUUUCUUGUAAAGGAAAAUAAAAUGCAUUUUAAAUAUG